GAGCAGCUGCCUGGACCCCAGCCCCUCUCCCGAGCAGAUGCCCUGACUGCUCCAUGCUGCAGCCUGGCGCCUGCCUAGCCCUGCCAGUGCCCCUCCGUCCUACCCUAUGUUCACCCCCUUGUGUCAGUGGGGGUGACGGGGCUCUGGGCCAGGCCCUUCCCUGCUGGGUGCAGGGAUGCCUCAGAGCAGUCUUCCCCUGGACCUGUGCGAGCCAGGGCCUUGCAGCUCCAUUGCAGGAGCAAUUGGGGCCACCUCAGCACUUCCCCCUGCCCAUAUCACAGCUGCCAACGCCUCCCCUGCGGCUCCAUCCCCCCCGCCCUGCAUCCUUGUGGUCACAGUAGUGUCCGGGCCAGGGAGGUGCAGGGGGCUGAGCCCAGACCUCCACAGGCUCUCCUGGGCUGUGCACCACAUCCCCUGGCCUCCCCUUCCUCCAUCCUGCUGGGCUGUAGGAGCGUGCGGCUCUGUGCCCAUCCCCAUGGGCAGGGACAAGAGGGGCUGGGGGUCCUUUCCGGGUGGUUCAGCUUAAGGACCCACGAAUGGGCUGGCCGCAGGGAUCAACCCAAGGCGUGACUGCGUCCUGCUUCUGCUGGCGAGGUUCCCGUCUCUCCGACCAGCUCACUCGCACAUAUCAGGCCCUGUGCUCUGCCCAGCCCCAGAGCAGUGGGCAAUAAUGCUCUGACGGCCAGGCCGCGCUGCUCUUCGUUGCUCUGCCCCCUCAGCUGUCAGACACCACGGCCCUGGCUCUAGCCUCCUGACAUGUGGCUCUUCAUCACAGGGCCCACAGCCUGAGCAAUUCCUCUGGGGGGGACCAGGCAGGAUCCAGGUGGUGCCCAGCUGCCUGGCAGUGAAAUGGGCUCUGGUCUGGCUGUGCCCAUGACCCCCACGGAGACGAGAGCCACUGCUGGCUCCUUCCUGGGCAGCUCUGGACCCCAUGUGCCCCAGCCACGGGACAUGAGCAGGGAUGUGGAUGCAACCUGGAGGGGCUCACUGCUUUCUCAUUCCCCUCACUGCACUCAGGAGCCCCCAGUGCCCACAGCCAGCUAUGGAGGGCCCAUCAGUGCUGAGCCCAUCCUCCUGGGAGAAACGGCGGGCCUGGGCCCGGCAGAGCCGGUGCUGGCGCACCACCGUGGUGGAGGCCGAGGCCGCAGCUGCCAUGCAAGAUGCCCCCGAACUGCAGCCCCCGCACCUGGACGAUGUCUUCCUGGAAGGAAGCUCAUCCAGCAAGAUCCAGACCUGGCUUCAGGACUGUGGACACAGGUCAACCAUGGAGAACCCCGCCGAAGAGCUCGGCGUGCCUGGCCCUUAUGGAGGUAGCAGCCAUGUCACCAGCUUUGAAGAUGACUUGACACUGGGGGCAGAAGCUCUGCUUCUUCCGAGGAAUGAUAGAGCCUCUGACCGGGCCCUGCUGGAGAACCCCGGGGCCAAGCGACACCUCCACCUUGGGCAGAGCAUGGCAUCCAGCGCGCUCUCCACUGGCACCAACAAGACCAGCUCCAGCAUCACGGAGAUCCUGGAGUGGUGCCAGGAGGACGCGGAGGAGAUCCUCUACAACCUGGGCUUCGUGCAGGAUGAGCUGCAAGCCACGGCCCGCAUUCCCUCCCGGUUCUUCGCUGCCCCCUCCCAGGCCCGGGGCAUCGACUUCCAGCUCUUCCUGAAGGCCCAAGUGCAGCGCAUGGAGAUGGAGGAUCCCUGCCUGACGCUGGCUAGCCGGUUUCAGCAGGUGCAGGCACUGGCCGUGACAGCGGACGCCUUCUUCUGCCUCUACUCCUACGUCUCGAAGACCCCGGUGCAGAAGAUCUCACCCGCCCACUUUUUCUGGGCCUCCACGGACAUCCCCGACCUGCGGGUGGUGCCGGCCAAGCCGGAGGCCCUGUCACCUGUAGACCGGCUCAAGAAAGCCGUGUCCAAGAUGUGCCUGUACACCUCGCCCAAGGCUGAGAAGUCGCCUGGCGGAGACGCUGGGUGCCGCCGCAGCAGCCUGGGCCAAGUGGUGCAGGAAGUGAUGGAGAGGGCCCGGGACAGGUGGUUUUGCUUUGACCGGGCCAACAUAGAGGGCAUGCGGUGGACUGCACCAGAGGGGUCCCUGAGCUGGUGCCAGGGCCCCUGCAGGGCAGAGCCAACGGCUGGGGAUAUUUCACUGCCUCUCUGCCAUGGAGGCGAGGCCACCCCAGCUCCUUCAUCAGGGAAGAGCAGGCUCCCUGCAGUGUCGGGGCUGCACUGGGACCCUGUGGGACCAGUGGCCGGCACAGACUGGGGACACGUGGAGGAGCUGGGUGAUUCAGGCUACCGGGACACCCCAGGCUGCCCUGCAGGACAGAAGAUCAACUUGGGCAGUGCCGCUCCAUGGGCUAGCAUUGCCCCAUUGCCCGGACUGUGCCAUGAGGCCACGGACACUGGCAGGAGGACAUGGGGGCACAGAGAAGGCCACAGAGGGGGUAUGCCGCCUGACACCUGCAGCUGGGAUCACUCAGGCCUCAUGCCUGCCCUGUGGGGCCUGCCGGGAGCUGACGCCGGUGGGGGCUUCCUGAGCAAGGACCAAUGGCAGAUAGAGGACAAACCUUCAUGGGGCCAGCCAGCCUGUCCCCAAGCCCAGGAGGUGGCCAUGCCCUCCUGGGGGGAGACUCUGGCAUCAUGUGCCACAGGUGGCCGUGCCCUCUGGGUGCCAGAGCCGUCUCUUCCGAUGGCGGAGUCCUUCGAAAUGGAAGAGGUGCCGAGUGCGAGUGAGGAUGAGGAAGACGCGCCCGCGGCGGAGGCCAACCCUUCUGCUCCGGCCCUCGCGGAGCCUCGGAGACGUCUGAUGCUGCACGCCACCAGCUCCCGCUCUGACAGCAGUGGCUUCGUGGAGGAGUCGGCGCCCGGGCGGACGCCCAUGGCCCAGCUCACGGAUGCCCCGCUGCCCCCGGGGCAGGCGGUGUAGGGGCAGGACCCCCAGCUGAGAGAGGAAGAUCCCAGCCGCACGCUCCACCUGCCUGGCAGGUCCCCGUCCCCCGCGAGAGCCCCGAAGGGCUCUAUCCUCUGUGUUUCUGGUCAUGAGCUCUAGCUGCCAGUUCUGGUGUAUCCCCUGCUGGCUCCCACACCAGGAUACACAGAGGUCCCUGCCCCAGCCUGUGUACCCCAGGGGGACGGUCACGGUGGCACUAGCACUUUGGAAAGCACAACACUAGGCUGGCUGGAGCCCCGCCUGGGCCCAGCCCCUGCACACUGUAAAUAAAGGCACCGGAGAGAGGAGAGUCUGGGCACGCCAGCAGUCAUGUGUGGCAUA
Molecule: messenger RNA, 3262 nt
Organism: Alligator mississippiensis (American alligator)
Lineage: Eukaryota; Metazoa; Chordata; Crocodylia; Alligatoridae
Gene: TESPA1
Product: thymocyte expressed, positive selection associated 1
Exons: 10
Coding region: 962-2917 (651 amino acids)
Molecular function (GO): signaling receptor binding
Source: RefSeq, a predicted model, not a curated record